Molecule: messenger RNA, 681 nt
Organism: Nanorana parkeri
Lineage: Eukaryota; Metazoa; Chordata; Amphibia; Anura; Dicroglossidae
Product: calmodulin-alpha-like
Exons: 5
Coding region: 1-681 (226 amino acids)
Molecular function (GO): enzyme regulator activity; calcium ion binding
Source: RefSeq, a predicted model, not a curated record
AUGCAUGCCAAACAACAUUCUGAUGGUUUUGUUUUUCAGGCUGAUCACCUGACAGAGGAGCAGAUCGCAGAGUUCAAAGAGGCCUUCUCAUUAUAUGAUAUGGAUGGUGAUGGCACAAUUGCCACAAAGGAGCUGGGUACAUUGAUGAGGUCGCUUGGCCAGGGCCCUACAGAGGCAGAGCUGCAAAAUAUGAUCCAUGAAGUAGAUGCAGAUGGGAAUGGAAGAAUUGACUUCCCUGUGUUCUUGGCUCUGAUGACUAGAAAAAUGAAACACGAAGGCCAAGAAGAAGAAGAAAUUAGAGAAGUAUUCCGUGUGUUUGACAAGUUAACCUACUAUUUUGACGGUAAUGGCUACAUUAGUGUUGCUGAGCUCCGUCAUGUUAUGACAAAUCUGGGUGAUAAAUUAACAGAUGAAGCGGUUGAUGACAUGAUCAGGGAAGUAAAUAUUGAUGGGGAUGGUCGUGUAAAAUACGAAGGUAAGUUCUUUCUGAAGCUGGGGAUAGAGUGUGUAGAAGGAGACCGACUUCCAGGGCAGGAGGGAGGCCUGGAGCUGCUGAGCUGGCGGUUUUGCAGGGGCUCUGUCCGGCCCAAGAGUGGUAGUGGUUCGGUGCUUGGAGACAGGAACUUGCCUGGCGUCUUCACACUUGCUCGAACGCCAGACAAGUGUACCCGUCGGUCUUAA